Aureococcus anophagefferens is the source of this 1581-nucleotide messenger RNA. RefSeq lists its product as hypothetical. Bases 1 to 1581 code for a protein of 526 amino acids. Gene Ontology annotation, molecular function: protein binding. NCBI's taxonomy places the organism in Eukaryota, Pelagophyceae, Pelagomonadales, Pelagomonadaceae. The transcript has a single exon. The record is from RefSeq and is a predicted model, not a curated record.
AUGGGACGACGAACAACGACAUGCGUCCUGGCGUUCUGCCUCGGCGCCGCGCGCGGUUUUCUCGGCGGCACGCGGCCGGCGCUCCGCCAUACGCGCCGCGCCGCCCUCGAGUCGCAGCCCGAGGAACACGAGUACCGGUCCGAGGAGUGGGGCGCCGACGCGUCGCUGUCCUCCUUCGCCGAGCUCUACGGCCGCGUGUCCGAGCUCAAGAGCCGGGAGAUCGCGGCGGACCGGCUGAGCGCGUAUAACUGGCGCGCGGGCGCGAUGGGCGAGAUGGCCGUCGUCGAGCUCGAGGACACGCGCGUCUGCAUGGCGCGGCUCCACGGCAACACGGUCGCCUUCGGCACGGCGGCGGGCGUCGUCGUGCUCGUGGACCUCGACGAGGGCCUCGUGCUCGACGGCUUCGACGCGCACGAGGGCGAGGUGACCGCGCUCGAGUGGACCGGCGAGAAGCUCGUGAGCGGCGGCGCGGACGGCAGCGUCGUCGUGUCGUCGCCGGACGUCGACGGCGGCGGCGAGAACGCGCUCUUCGAGCUCGUCGACGCCGACGACGACGACGGCGACGGCGACCUCGACGACCUCGAGGACGCGCUCGCUUUGUACGAGACGCUCGAGGACUUCGCGCUGCGGCCCACGGACCCGGACGGCGACGCGGCCCUGGCGCGCACGCGGCUCCUCCACGGCAUCUUCCCCGAGGCGCCGUCGGACGCCAUCAUCGUCGACCGCGGCGGCGACCGCGGCGGCGACGACGACCUCCUCGGCGCGGUGCUCACGCACGGCGAGAGCCUAGAGGACGAGCUCCUCGCCGGCGACAAGCCCGACGGCGAGCCCGACGUCGUGCUCAAGGGCCACGGCGCGCGCGUGACGGGCGUCAAGGCCCUCGGCGACGACGCGAUCCUGAGCGCGAGCCUCGACCGGCGGCUGCUGCUAUGGGACGUCGCCGACGGCCGGCACCGCGUCGUCGCCGAGUGCCGGAGCCCCAUCUGCUGCCUCGCCGUCGCCGACGGCGUCGCCGUCGUCGGGCUCCUGGACGGGGCCGUCGUCGCCUACGACAUCGACACGGGCCGCGUCAACUUCGAGCUCGCGGGCGCGCACGAGGGCGCCGUGCGGAGCCUGCACUUCGAGGCCGAGGCCGAGGAUGUGUUCUCCCGCGAGGGCCGGAGCGCCGCGGGGCGCCUGCUAUGCACGGGCGGCAGCGACGGCGUCGUCCGCUGCUACACGAUGCAGCCCGCGGCCGACGGCGGCGGCUUCGAGCCCCGGAAGCCCGACGGCGCCGCGGCCGCCGCGGCCGACGCCGCCGGCGCCGUCUCCGCCGUCUACCGCGAGCGCCGCUGCGGCAAGCACGCGCUCGAGGGCCACGGCGGCGCCAUCGUCGCGCUCCAGGCCGACGACGCGAAGCUCGUCUCCGCGUCCAUCGACGGCACCGUCCGCUGCUGGGACCUCAAGAGCGGCGACCAGCUCUUCAAGCUCGACGGCCACUCGCGACACAUCAACUCCCUCCACUUCCAGGGCGACCUCCUCGUCGCCGACGGCACGCAGGGCACCGUCAUCGUCCACGACUUCUCCGGCCGCGAGGUAUAA